CCUCCUCAACCCUGAUCAGCUCUACUGCUACUGCCCCUACCAUGAAACUCUCCGUCGUUCACUGCUCUCCGGUUACCACCACUAAACAAAACUUCACUCCCACUUCAUGGUUUACCGGAAAAAUUCUUAUUGAUCCAACCAAGAAAAUAAGAAUCCCAUUAAUACCAUCGCCACAGUCUCCGCUACCACCACCACAGUUGCCAGAGGCAGUUGAACUGCUGGCCAAGCCCCCACCUGUAUCAAUUCCAAGACAGCCAAACUUCCCGGUUCACUUAAGCCCGGUUCAAAAGUUGGUUGUCUCGGCUCUUGACAAAAUAGAAGCCGAAGUGCUUAUUCCUUUAGAGAAGAAAAAACCAUUGCCAAAAACGGUUGACCCGAUGGUUCAAAUAUCGGGCAACUUUGCUCCGGUUCAGGAGUGUCCGGUUCAACACGGGUUAGAAGUAUCAGGCUCGAUCCCGGAAUGUCUACGGGGAGUUUAUGUCCGAAACGGAGGUAAUCCUCUGUUUGCACCCUCCGGUAGGCACCAUUUGUUUGAUGGUGACGGCAUGAUUCACGCCGUUACUUUAGGGUCAGAGAAUAAAGCCAGUUAUAGUUGUAGGUACACUCGAACAAACCGGCUCGUGCAAGAAGCUAAGUUGGGCCGAGUCGUGUUUGUGAAGCCUAUAGGCGAGUUGCACGGAUACUUAGGUCUUGCUCGGUUGGCUCUAUUCAUGGCUCGAGCCGGAGUUGGGCUGUUUGACGGAUCAUUGGGCACCGGAGUGGCAAAUGCGGGACUGGUUUACUUCAAUGGCCGUUUGUUAGCCAUGUCGGAAGACGAUCUUCCGUACCAUGUCAAAAUCAACGGUGAUGGCGAUCUCGAAACAAUCGGACGGUUCAAUUUUGAGAAUCAAAUUGAUUUUCCGUUGAUUGCUCAUCCGAAGGUGGACCCUAUCACAGGUGAGCUCCACACACUGAGUUACAACGUAUUAAAAAAACCAUAUUUAAGAUACCUGAGGUUUGACACGUCAGGAGGGAAGUCACGUGACAUGCACAUCUCACUCCAGCAACCAACCAUGAUCCAUGAUUUUGCCAUAACGGAGAAUUUUGUAGUUAUCCCGGAUCAUCAGAUGGUGUUCAAGUUAUCCGAAAUGGUUUGGGCCGGCGGGUCACCUGUGAUAUACGAUAAAGACAAGAUGUCUCGGUUUGGGAUCUUGAGGAGAAGUGAUUUUGAUGAAUCGAGAAUGCAAUGGAUCGACGUUCCGGAUUGCUUCUGUUUCCAUCUGUGGAAUGCAUGGGAGGAGGUUUCGGAGAAUGGGGAUGAGACUGUUGUGGUGAUCGGCUCUUGCAUGAAUCCUCCCGAUUCCGUUUUUAACGAAACGGGCUCUCCGAUACGAACGGAAUUGUCGGAGAUGAGGUUGAACCUGAGAACGGGAGAGUCGACGCGGCGGGUGAUCGUGUCGGGGAUGAAUCUGGAGAUGGGUCAAGUGAACCAGCUAAUGCUGGGUCGGAAAACCCAGUUUGUGUACUUAGCGAUAGCAGAGCCGUGGCCCAAGUGCUCUGGCAUUGCGAAGGUGGAUCUGGAGACGGGUGAGGUGACCAAGUUCAUGUACGGUGCCGGCCGUUUCGGUGGCGAGCCAUGUUUCGUGGCCAAAAAGAGGGAGUUCUACGACAGGGAGAGUGAGGGAGAAGGGUAUGUAAUGGGGUUUCUGAGGGACGAGGAAAGGGAAGAGUCGGAGCUGGUGAUCAUAGAAGGUUCGAACAUGGAGCAAGUGGGUUCAGUGAAGCUGCCCAGUAGGGUUCCUUAUGGGUUCCAUGGCACCUUUGUGAGUGAACAGGAAUUAAGCACACAGGUCUGAAUUUUACGGUGGAAUCUUAAGAACAAGAAAUCGAAUACAGGAAAUCUAGCAUGUUUUAGGAGCGGUGUUUAUUGUUUGGAUGACGGUCGGCCACCCCCGCCCAAGAUAGUUGGAGCGGUUGACGGUGUUGUUUCCUUGGAUUAAGCAUGGGCGAGUGAAUUCUCAGAGGAUAGAAUUUGUUGGGUCCUACGCAUGUACAUAAAGUACGUGCAUUUCU
Rubroshorea leprosula is the source of this 2052-nucleotide messenger RNA. NCBI's taxonomy places the organism in Eukaryota, Viridiplantae, Streptophyta, Magnoliopsida, Malvales, Dipterocarpaceae. The record is from the annotation of a GenBank genome assembly.